AUGGGCUCCUCUACGGCGCUUACAACCAAGGUGACAACGGGCUCACCCUACCAGCUUGACAAGAACCAGGUCUCUAGAGCUUCAUCUGCACUCCUCCGACACAUUAAGUCCCGGCAAGACGAGCAGGAAGCGACCGCAACUAAGAAGACUUUGAUCGGAGACAAUGAGUCUGACUCCGACGCCGAUGAUACCCCGUUACACAAUGAAGCCGUCUGGCUUGUGCUCACGACGAAGAAGCACGUUGUCGACAAGAACCGACUCAAGCCUGGGCGGAUUGCCAUUCCGCACUCGCUGAACGCCUCGCCGUCUCUGAGCAUCUGUCUCAUCACCGCAGACCCCCAGCGCUCCGUGAAGAACAUUGUCUCCGACCCGUCGUUCCCGCAGCACCUGUCCUCCCGCAUUGAGAAGGUCAUUGGAUACUCGAAAUUGAAGGAUAGAUACAAGAGCUUUGAGACUCGGAGGCAGCUGCUCUCUGAGCACGAUGUGUUCCUCGCCGAUGACCGGAUCGUCAUGCGCCUGGUUACUACGCUCGGAAAGAUUUUCUACAAGUCUAGCAAGCGGCCGAUCCCCGUGCGUCUUGCGCAGAUUGACAAGGUGGAUGGAAAGAGGGUGAAGAAGGAUCCCAAGCAGAAGAAGGGUGACGAUGAGCCUAGUACGUUCGCCAGCACGGCGAUUGUCGCCAAGGAGAUUGAGAAGGCGCUCAACUCUGCGCCUGUGCACUUGGCCCCGGCCACCACUGCCGCUAUCCGGGUUGGUUCGUCCAACUUUACGAGCGAGCAGCUGUCCGAGAACAUCGAUGCUAUUGUGAAGGGUAUGACGGAAAAGUAUGUCUCAAAGGGUUGGAGGAAUAUCAAGGCUAUUCACGUCAAGGGCGCCAACACAAUGGCCAUGCCCAUCUGGUUGGCGAGUGAACUGUGGGUUGAGGAGACUGAUGUGGUGGAGGCUGUCGAGGGCGAGGAGGCCGACGACAAGACUAACAAGAAGCGCAAGCAGAUCGAGGGUGAGGGUGAACAGAAGCUCCUAGAGGGCGGCAACAAGAAGUUGCGGAAGCAGAAGGCGCCUGAGGACGAGGAGGAGGCAUCGUCACUGGCGGCCCGUAAGAAGAAGCUGGAGAAGCAGAAGGCCCAGGCAUCGGCGGACGGAGAAGCUGUGUCGCUCAAAUUAUCGUCUGGCCCGGCCAAGAAGAAGAAAAAGUCUCUUUCAUGA
Messenger RNA from Aspergillus calidoustus, 1206 nucleotides. The record is from the annotation of a GenBank genome assembly. NCBI's taxonomy places the organism in Eukaryota, Fungi, Ascomycota, Eurotiomycetes, Eurotiales, Aspergillaceae.